UCACUUUUGCCUAAUUGUGUAUCUUUGCUAGAAAUCAUUCUAGAUAAUUCAAUUAUUUAUACACAUAAUACAUAAAGCUACAGGAACAAUAAGAUGGUAUUGUCAGAAAAUGCAAUGGAUGACGUUGAACUUUCUUCCGACGAUUCUUCAAAUGAGGAAACAGAUCAGAAGGCGAAGAAAAGGAGACACAGAAAACUUCUAAAAGACAUCGGUGUUACCAUUGGAAAGAAAAGGAAGUCGACUAGGAACGAGCCCGGUAAAGAAGUUUCAGAAUAUGGCUGGUCAAAUAGUCACGAUGCAAAUAAGUUGGAACUUCAUGAGUUGGUUGGUUCGCUUUCAUCAACUGCGCAACCUAUUGCGAAAAUCAAAAAGAAACUGCGAAAAAUGGAAAACACGACAAAAGUAUUGGAGAAGCCACUUUCUAAACCAGAAACACAAAGGGUUGAGAGAACUGUGGCGUAUAAAGAUACUGCGAGGGAAUUAGAAAAGUGGAAUCCAAUCAUCCAGAAAAACAGAGAGGCCGAACAACUUGUGUUUCCAUUAAAUCAGUACAAACCACCGCCUGUGUCAACAAAAACAUUGGUAACGAAUUUCAAGCCACAAAACGAUCUUGAACGUGAAAUCAGUGCUGUGUUGCAAGGUAGUAAACAUUUGUUGGAACGAAAAGAUAAAGAGCUGACAGAAGAUGAAGAGAAGGCGUUGAAAGCAUUUGAUCUACAAGACGCGCUAGAAAGAAGAAAAGAACUGCAAAAAACAAGAGCUUUGCAAUCUUACUAUGAAGCGAAAUGUAGAAGAAUGAAGAAGAUUAAAAGUAAAAAAUACCAUCGUAUUCUGAAGAAAGAGCAACAAAAGGUUAUGGAAAAAGUAGACUUGGAAACUUUGUCCAAAGAAAACCCAGAAUUAUUUCAAUCUGAACUCGAAAAAGCUGAAAAGUUGAGAGCUUUGGAAAGAGCAAAUCUGAGACAUCGCAACACAUCGAAAUGGGCAAAGAAUUUGAUAACGAAAGGGCGUAAAACGAAACAGGAACAAGAGGUUGUGCGCGAGCAACUACGUCUUAGCCGACAACUUACCGAGCAUAAAACGAUAGACGAUAAUGAUAGCGAAGGUUCCGACAACGAAGGCACGGCAGAGAACAAUACGACGUCGGAAAUAAACCUGUUGACAAACAAACUAGGGGAAGACAAUCCAUGGCUGCUUGGAAGUAGCAAACAGAAUCAAGAUAACGAAGAAGAAAAAGUAGAAAGCACAACAAAAUACAAAAAGUUAAAUGCAGUCGUGACAAAAGAAUCAAAACAAUUUCAGGAAGAACAGUCUGAGGAGGAGGAUAAAAGCUCUGGGGAGGAGUGGGACAAAACAGAAGACGAGCAACCAAAGAAAAAGAAAACAGUUAGGAAAAAGAAGAAGAAGAAAAACACUAGUUCUAAAAAUACUCAAGACUCAGAUGAUGUCAUUGAAUUUUUAACUGAAGAGAGUAAAGUUAAAACGAAAUUACGUGAAAAACAAACAAACAAAAGACCUACGAAGGAGGCUGAUACGUUGCGAUUUUUACGACAGGAUAAAGACGUGAUCGAACUUAACACGCAGGAGGAGAGCAGCGACGACGACGACAUUGUGUAUGAUACCGAGCAAAGGAUGAACAUUCGGGAAGCGUUCGCCAAUGAUGACGUCAUCGGCGAUUUUGUUCAAGAAAAGAGCGAUUUAGUGGAAAGUUCGAAACCUAAACCUGCUGAUUUAACUUUACCUGGUUGGGGAGAGUGGGCGGGAGCUGGUCUCGUCGUGUCCAGUAAGAAGAAGAAGAAAUUUACCAAGCCUUCUGGACCGGCGCCUAAAAGAAAAGACGACACGAUGUCAAAUGUUAUAAUUAACGAAACACGAAAUGAAAAGUUAGCUCGACAUCAGGUAUCGGAAGUUCCGUUUCCCUAUUCUAAUAAAACUGAGUUUGAACGAAGUAUACGGCAACCGAUUGGAGAGCAUUGGAACACUCCGUCAGUAUAUGGUAAACUAACAGAACCUCGUAUUCGUACAACGCCUGGUACUGUUAUAGAUCCUCUCAAGCCAGGGCGUAAAUUGAAAAAGAAGCUAAAGAAACAUUAAUUUGAAAAAUUAUUAUGUUCUAAUGUUCCAACAAAA
This is a messenger RNA of Hydractinia symbiolongicarpus, 2130 nucleotides long. RefSeq names its product U3 small nucleolar RNA-associated protein 14 homolog A-like. The transcript is spliced from 13 exons. Gene Ontology annotation, cellular component: small-subunit processome; nucleolus. Gene Ontology annotation, biological process: rRNA processing. Lineage: Eukaryota; Metazoa; Cnidaria; Hydrozoa; Anthoathecata; Hydractiniidae. The record is from RefSeq and is a predicted model, not a curated record. The coding region runs from base 94 to 2094 and encodes 666 amino acids.